GAAGAUGACAACUUAAAGUUUUGGGAGGCAUACAAAAAAGUUUCGGCUGAGUAUGACCACGACUUUCUCGGGCGGGCUAAUGAUGAUAUGGGCAUUAUUCUGACUUUUGCUGGUCUAUUCUCAGCUGUUAACUCCACCUUCAUCGUUGGGAUGCAGCCUGAUCCAGGAGAAACUACCAAUGACCUCCUCCUGCAACUGAUCCGGAUAAAUGUUAACGGCCCAAAUUCCGUUGACAUCAGUGAUCUUUCUUCAUCUAUGGGGUAUUCCUCUUUGAUGGUCUGGAUGCAAAUGCUCGCCUAUGCUAGCCUCGCAUUUAGUAUCUUGGCCGCGUUCGGGGCCGUCUUGGGAAAGCAAUGG
This is a messenger RNA of Suillus discolor, 357 nucleotides long. RefSeq lists its product as uncharacterized. Lineage: Eukaryota; Fungi; Basidiomycota; Agaricomycetes; Boletales; Suillaceae. The record is from RefSeq and is a predicted model, not a curated record. The transcript has 2 exons. The annotation marks the transcript as partial.